Porites evermanni is the source of this 3710-nucleotide messenger RNA. Lineage: Eukaryota; Metazoa; Cnidaria; Anthozoa; Scleractinia; Poritidae. The record is from the annotation of a GenBank genome assembly.
AUGUGGGACAACACCUACGGACAUCGCCCUGGCUUCCAGCUCUGGGAUGAUUCCCCUGCCGUGAGAAAUUUGUUUUCCGCUACAGAAGGUGGCAGAACCAAAGUUCCUGUCCUUCGAUCGUAUCGCGAAUGGGAUUGCACUGCUUUGUUUCAGGCCACUAUCUAUUCGCGAGCGUUCGCCGUACAUCACGGAACGCUAAAUGACGUGUAUGUUAAGCCCCGUGGACUAUCACAUGGUCAUUUUCAUCCGUCCGUAGUAAGCACGACAGGAAACAAUGCGGAAACCUGUGCUCUAGCGAUUGAUCAGUUACGCCUUCUGAGAAAUUCCGUUUGCCACUCAGCAAGUUCUGAGAUGACAAAAGUAACUUUUGACCAGUACGUGAAACACGCCAAAGACGCAUUCCAAGCGCUGGGUGUCUCGACGGCUCCAAUUGAUGCUGUUGGUAGUUUAUUAGAGUCAGACUUUCCCACAAGUAAAGUCCGCAGCCUUGAGCAGGCUAUCAAUGAAGAGUAUAAAUCGUACAUAAAAUUUCUUGAGGGUGUGAAUUCAGACAUUGCAGAGUUGAAGAAGAAACUGGAAAGCGAUAUCGCUAGCAAAGAAGACGUCGCCAUGUUAGCACGAAAAAUAGAUGAACUCAAAGUUAUGCAAGACGUCAGUGAUAACAAAGAAGACAUUAGUACGUCGGCGCGGAAAGAAGGUGAGUUAAAAAGCUACUGUAGAAAAAAGGUGCAACUUCAUUAACAAAGCUUAUCAAGCUAAUCUGCCCAGUUGAUAAUAUAACUGGAAUCCUGAGCAAAGUAUUUUCACCACCUCCAAACCCUAAAUAUGAUUGUAUUGGACUUGGAAGAAAUCCACCUCUUAUCGGCUCUUGCCAAGACAGGACAGUAAUUUACAGGCUUUCCCUGGAUAUAAAGUGCAGGGAGGGGCUUAAUGGAGGUCGGAGUAAUAGAUCGCGAGUCAUUCGUUUGAGAUUCCCCCCGGGGAUUCUCAGCGGUAAAUAUAUAAAAAAAAUAAUGAUUUGGAAGUUGCACAUCCACAAAGUGGUUCUUCGUCUACCUGAUUCCUGGUCGAAUUGGAACUUAGAAAUGUUGGUUUUUCAGGAGAGGAGAAAACCAGGGUAACCGGAAAAAAACCUCUCGGAACUAAGAAAAGAACCGACAACAAUAACAACCCACAUAUGGCGUCGACGCCGGGAUUUGAACCCGGGGCACAUUGGUGGGAGGCGAGCGCUCUCACCACUGCGCCAUCCCUUGCUUUCCAGUAGCUUUUGUCCACUGCUGAUAAUUACUUUGCACACCGAGUUAGGGGCUAUAUCUGCGCUUUACAUAGUCAAUUUGGAUUCGCCAUAAUUUCGUCCUCAGUAAGAAUAAUACUUCCUGUUAUGCCUCCCUGACAUUGUCGAUACACUGGCAGUUCCAUAAAAGUUGAAAAAUCUCAAAACAGAAGUGAAGCGCGGUAUUCGAUCCCAAACUCAGUACCAGGAAGUCCCGUCACUCCAGGGGACGGUUUCUCGAAAGUAAUUUGCCGUUCGCCACUUCUCCAUGAUCAUCACAUUGCUACUCACAUCAAAUGACAAAACUAAAAAACAUGUUCUAAUUACCCACAUCAAAUAUCCGAUAUUCAGUUGCUUUUUUCUCUUUUAAGAUAUCCCAAUAUCCCUACCGGCAUCAAAUUUAAAGGCUAGCAAGCGUCUUGAAGAGAAUCAAUCUUGUGAAGCUGAAAACCAUUAUAAACUCGGAAUCAAGAAACGUAUGAAUCACGAUUUCCAAUCAGCUCAUCAAGAUCAUCAGUGUGCGCUUGACACACGUGCUAAACUGCCUGGAGAAGAACACCAAAGUAAUGCUGAGUGUUAUCGCUCGCUGGGGGUAACACAGAAUAAAGUAGGUGAUUUCAAAGCAGCUCUGCAGUCAAAAAAGCGUGCCCUGGACAUACGUAUUAAACUGUUUGGAGAAGAACACCAAAGUACUGCUGAGUAUUACCACUCGCUGGGGGUAACACAGCAUGAAGUAGGUGAUUUCAAAGCAGCUGUGCAGUCAAAACAGCGUGCGCUGGACAUACGUAUUAAACUGUUUGAAGAAGAAAACCAAAGUACUGCUGAGUAUUACCACUCGCUGGGGGUAACACAGCAUGAACUAUGUGAUUUCAAAGCAGCCCUGCAGUCAAAACAGCGUGCCCUGGACAUACGUAUUCAACUGUUUGGAGAAGAACACCAAAGUACUGCUGAGUAUUACCGCUCGCUGGGGGUAACACAGAAUAAAGUAGGUGAUUUGAAAGCAGCUCUGCAGUCAAAACAGCGUGCCCUGGACAUACGUAUUAAACUGUUUGGAGAAGAACACCAAAGUACUGCUGAGUAUUACCGCUCGCUGGGGGUAACACAGAAUAAAGUAGGUGAUUUGAAAGCAGCUGUGCAGUCAAAACAGCGUGCCCUGGACAUACGUAUUAAACUGUUUGGAGAAGAACACCAAAGUACUGCUGAGUAUUACCACUCGCUGGGGGUAACACAGCAUGAACUAGGUGAUUUCAAAGCAGCUGUGCAGUCAAAACAGCGUGCCCUGGACAUACGUAUUCAACUGUUUGGAGAAGAACACCAAAGUACUGCUGAGUAUUACCACUCGCUGGGGGUAACACAGCAUGAACUAGGUGAUUUCAAAGCAGCUGUGCAGUCAAAACAGCGUGCCCUGGACAUACGUAUUCAACUGUUUGGAGAAGAACACCAAAGUACUGCUGAGUAUUACCACUCGCUGGGGGUAACACAGCAUGAACUAGGUGAUUUCAAAGCAGCUGUGCAGUCAAAACAGCGUGCCCUGGACAUACGUAUUAAACUGUUUGGAGAAGAACACCAAAGUACUGCUGAGUAUUACCACUCGCUGGGGGUAACACAGCAUGAACUAGGUGAUUUCAAAGCAGCUGUGCAGUCAAAACAGCGUGCGGUGGACAUACGUAUUAAACUGUUUGGAGAAGAAAACCAAAGUACUGCUGAGUAUUACCACUCGCUGGGGGUAACACAGCAUAAACUAGGUGAUUUCAAAGCAGCUCUGCAGUCAAAACAGCGUGCCCUGGACAUAUGUAUUCAACUGUUUGGAGAAGAACACCAAAGUACUGCUGAGUAUUACCACUCGCUGGGGGUAACACAGCAUGAACUAGGUGAUUUCAAAGCAGCUGUGCAGUCAAAACAGCGUGCGGUGGACAUACGUAUUAAACUGUUUGGAGAAGAAAACCAAAGUACUGCUGAGUAUUACCACUCGCUGGGGGUAACACAGCAUAAACUAGGUGAUUUCAAAGCAGCUCUGCAGUCAAAACAACGUGCGCUGGACAUAUGUAUUCAACUGUUUGGAGAAGAACACCAAAGUGCUGCUGAGUAUUACCACUCGCUGGGGGUAACACAGCAUGAACUAGGUGAUUUCAAAGCAGCUCUGCAGUCAAAACAGCGUGCCCUGGACAUACGUAUUAAACUGUUUGGAGAAGAACACCAAAGUGCUGCUGAGUAUUACCGCUCGCUGGGGGUAACACAGAAUAAAGUAGGUGAUUUGAAAGCAGCUCUGCAGUCAAAACAGCGUGCCCUGGACAUACGUAUUAAACUGUUUGGAGAAGAACACCAAAGUACUGCUGAGUAUUACCACUCGCUGGGGGUAACACAGCAUGAAGUAGGUGAUUUCAAAGCAGCUCUCCAGUCAAAACAGCGUGCGAGGGACAUACGUAAGUACUGCUGA